AUGCAAUUCAUUCUUUUUAUUGCCAUCUUCUUUUCGCUGGGCUUCAAUGCUCUGGCCAUGCCUGUGGUUGCUCCAAACCGCCUUCAAGGCCGGUCCUUCAAGGUAGAGCGAGUCAAGCGCAAUGAUCAUGUUGCCCAUGGACCCACGGCGCUGCGCAAGGCAUAUCGCAAAUUCGGCAUUGAUACCACAACACUCAAUGGCGUUGACGUGAGCGACUUCCAGCCCUUCGAAACCCAACACCCAGCUCCGAAGAGCGCCCAGGCAGCCGCCGGGAAAUCGGAUCAGACGGGCGUUGUGGACGCAACUUCUGUCGACGGCGACGUCGAAUUCGUCUCGCCGGUCAACAUUGGAGGCCAAACCCUCGACAUGAAUUUUGACAGCGGCUCAGCUGAUAUGUGGGUGCUUAGCUCGAGACUUCCAAAAUCCCUGCGAAGUAAUCGAGAAGUAUACGACCCGAGCGAGUCAUCGACGUUCGAAGAUCUGAAGGACAGUACAUUCAGAAUCGCAUACGGUGACUCGUCCUAUGCCUCCGGCGGAGUAGGCAAGGACGCAGUCUCGAUCGGUGGCGUCAAAGUCACCGAACAAACAUUCGGUCUUCCAACCGACAUCUCUCAAACAUUCGCAGAUGACACAAAGUCCAACGGACUCCUCGGCCUUGGCUUCUCUUCCAUCAACACCAUCAAGCCCGAGUCACAGAAAACAUUCUUCGACAACGUCGCCGACAGCCUCGACGAGCCGGUCUUCACCGUCCGUCUGCUCAGCAACGGGGUCGGCGAAUACGAAUUUGGAACCAUUGAUAAAACCAAGUAUAGUGGCACGCUGGUUAAUGUCAGCGUGGAUUCAAGCAAUGGGUUUUGGGAAUUCAGCUCGGCUCAAUAUGCCAUUGGAGGUGGUGCUUUCCAUACAAUUACACAGGCACCCAGUGCAAUUGCCGAUACCGGGACUUCGCUCAUGAUGGUUAGCCCUGAGGUUGCGGAGGCGUAUUAUCAGCAGGUUGAUGGUGCGAUCUUCGCUAAUAAUGCUAAUGGGUAUAUCUUCCCUUGUACCUCGUCCUUGCCUACCUUGUCUGUGGCGAUUGGUAGUGCUUAUUCGGCUACCAUUCCUGGAUCGUUGAUGAAUUGGUCGGAGGUUGGGACUAAUACGACCACUGGCGAGACAGUCUGCUAUGGCGGUGUUCAGUCCAGUGGAAGCUCGACAAUGGCGAUCUAUGGCGAUGUCUUCUUGAAGGCUCUGUUUGUGGUGUUUGACCAGCGAGGUCCUUCCCUGGGAUUCGCGUCGCCUGCUUGA
This is a messenger RNA of Penicillium bovifimosum, 1287 nucleotides long. Its product is annotated as pepsin-like aspartic protease. Lineage: Eukaryota; Fungi; Ascomycota; Eurotiomycetes; Eurotiales; Aspergillaceae. The transcript is spliced from 3 exons. The coding region runs from base 1 to 1287 and encodes 428 amino acids. The record is from RefSeq and is a predicted model, not a curated record. Gene Ontology annotation, biological process: proteolysis. Gene Ontology annotation, molecular function: aspartic-type endopeptidase activity.